AACCGGAAACUAACGAUUGGAUAGAUGAGAACUCUGGCGAAGAAAGCAAUGAUGCGAGUGAUCUCGAUUGCAAGCCGCCAACGGAAAUAGUGGAAAACGAAAUGAAGUCUAAAAACAUUGCACCAGUUGUUCCACCCUGCACGCUCUGGAAUGUCAGUCCUCGGCAAAAAACAAAACAAAAGAAAGACCUGCGCAUUGAGGAACUCAUUGCCGAGCGUGACCAAUUCUUGCAUUUAUGCAGCAAAAAUCGUUUUUAUGCAAAUCCCAAUUUCAAUCAGCCAUGGAGCGUGUUCUCAAAACUCGCUCACAAGCUAUCCAGCGACAUUGUCGGCAUGAUCGAGGAAGAUUUUAGUAUUGGUGUUUCGAAGUUUGUGCAAGAUUUUCUGGAUAACGAAACAAAGAUCUAGCGUUUGCGACGUAUCCUGCGGUUUUAAUUUUUUUUUUUUUGUUNUGUUGUGUUACUCUUGUAUGUGUGUUCGUUUGUAUACUUAUGUGCAAAUUUGAUUUUCAAGCUUUUAAAAAUUUUCGAGCCAAUUUCGGCUGAUCUGUGUACAGUACAACGAUCCACAUAACUAAUUUUUGCGAGAGUGUCAAAGGUCAAGGUAGAAAACUUGUAAAUACUUGUAAUUUCAAUGCUUUGUCCUUUGACACUUUUGCAAAAAAAAUGUACUGUGUCACGCCAAGUUAGCUC
Molecule: messenger RNA, 691 nt
Organism: Rhagoletis zephyria (snowberry fruit fly)
Lineage: Eukaryota; Metazoa; Arthropoda; Insecta; Diptera; Tephritidae
Source: RefSeq, a predicted model, not a curated record